AUGUCUCAUGAAUCACAAGCUCUUCCCAACAUCGGCCAUGAUAAAUUGGCCCAGCAAGUUCACAGCCCACAAUACACCAACACCUAUGCACCUCCCGAGAAUGAGAAAUGGAACCAUCCAAGAUCAAACAUAGCUAAAACGCUAGCAACAUUCUGGAGCUUCCUAGUCAUGGGAGCCAACGACUCUGCAUACGGACUCGAAGACUACUACAACCUCUCCUACACAAUCGUCUCCCUGGUGUUCCUCUCCCCGCUCCUCGGCUACGCAACAGCAGCAAUAGUCAACGACAAAGCGCAUUGCACCUUCGGCCAAAGAGGAGUGGCACUCAUCUCAUCAGCAUGUCACCUUAUAGCCUAUAUCCUGAACUGCGUGCACCCGCCCUACCCAGUCCUCGUCGUAUCGUUCAUAUUCGCCGGUCUUGGAAAUGGAAUGGCUGACUCGGCUUGGAAUGCCUGGGUUGGUGAUUUGGAUAAUGCAAAUCAGUUGCUGGGCUUCUUGCAUGGCUCUUAUGGUAUUGGGGCGGUUAUUGCCCCGCUUGUUGCUUCGUUCCUUAUUGCUGAUGCUGGUUUGCCGUGGUACUAUUUUUAUUAUAUCAUGAUUGGCGGUGCUGCGAUAGAAAUCGUUGUUUGCGUGUCCUGUUUCUGGGACUCAACGGGGGCUGCAUUCCGACUGUCUAAGAAACAACACUCGGAAGAUUAUGAUGAGAAGAAAGGAGGACUUCGAAAUAUUCUUUUCAAAAUGCCUGCUGCUCGAGUCACUUGGAUCUGCUCUGUCUUCCUUCUUGGAUAUGUGGGUAUCGAAGUCGCCUUAGGAGGGUGGGUUGUGACAUUCAUGAAAGAAGUAAGACACGCUGCGCCGUUCUCGAGCAGUAUGACGUCCACUGGAUUCUGGCUAGGAAUUGCCGUUGGGCGUAUUAUUCUUGGGUUUGUGACUCCGUUGAUUGGAGAGAAGCUCGCUAUCACGAUCUACAUCUCUCUUGAGAUGGGCCUUUGUCUCGUUUUAUACUUAGUUCCGAACUUUUUUGCGGGUGCAAUUGCAGUCUCCCUGCAAGGAUUUUUCUUGGGCCCCUUGUUCCCAGGAGUUGUGGUUGUGACGACUAAGCUUUUGCCCAAGCAUCUCCAUGUCAGCGCCAUUGGCUUUUGCGCUGCCUUUGGAGGUGGAGGCGCUGCUGUUCUCCCUUUCGUUGUUGGUGUUCUUGCGCAGGUCAAGGGCGUUGAAGUUUUGAUGCCUUUUAUUUUAGCGCUUUCGGGGGCUAUUUUGAUUCUUUGGAACUUUCUUCCGAGGAUGCCCAAGUCCGGCACUAAGACACAAAGGGUUGAAGGGGCUUGCUAG
This is a messenger RNA of Penicillium nucicola, 1332 nucleotides long. RefSeq names its product MFS transporter. Lineage: Eukaryota; Fungi; Ascomycota; Eurotiomycetes; Eurotiales; Aspergillaceae. Gene Ontology annotation, molecular function: transmembrane transporter activity. Gene Ontology annotation, cellular component: membrane. The transcript is spliced from 4 exons. Bases 1 to 1332 code for a protein of 443 amino acids. Gene Ontology annotation, biological process: transmembrane transport. The record is from RefSeq and is a predicted model, not a curated record.